GGUGGAUCUGCAUACAACAAUGGCCUUCCUGCAGCUGCUUGGGUUUGUGUUUGUGCUAGCCUUCAGUGGUGUUGGUGAUGCACAGCGCCGUGGUAUGAGGCCCCCUCCGUGGGCAGCCAAGAUGCAGAAUCCUCAUGUCGCUGCGACCCGGACCAGGGUUCUGGCUGGGAAAGGCCACUCCCCAUCUCUGCAGGAUGAUGGGCUUGACUCGAAAUGGAUCCGGCCUGCAGGCGAGCAGCUCAAGUGGAAGUUUCCAGAACCCCCGGCAGAGCCAGUGAACAGGCCACCUGUCCAGUUCAAACUGCAACAGCCAGUGGUCUCCAACAGGGUGGCGGUAAAAUGUGGGGAGAGUAAGGUCCUGGUUGAAGUGAGUCAAGACCUGCUGGGCAUUGGCACACUGAUCAGUCCAGAUGAAAUCACACUCGGUGGCUGUCCAGUCACUGAGGUGGAUGACCGGUCCCAGGUGCUGAUCAUUGAAUCGGAGCUGCAUGAGUGUGGCAGCACACUAAUGCUAGAGGAUAAUGGUUUUGUUUAUACCUUCAAGCUGAUCUAUAACCCCAAGUCAAUGGCGAGGAGUCCCAUCACAAGGAGCCAGAGUACAGCCAUUGGAAUAGAGUGCCACUACAAGAACUAAACUGAAUAAAGUUUUAUGUUCUGUCAUUCCAUUGGUAAAGUGUCAGGUGGGUGUUGCAGCCUGUAGUUUAUGAUCCACCUUCAAUCUUUGUAAAAUACCUAAUUCCUUUUUAACGUUUGAAUGAACUAUGUUAAUGACUAAACAUUUGAGUCUCCUAACUUCUCAUUUCCAGGCAGCUUAAAUAGUGGAGUAGUGUUUUUCUUUUGUUUUUUUUUUUAAAUCUACUUUAAAGUUGUUGAAAUAAAUCUGAGCCAAAAAAGAUUGAACAGAGUUGUUGCAUCUCAAUCUGAAGAACCAGUGUCAGAAAUGUAGAUCUACAGAUGCAAUCUGCUGUCAGCCACAACAGUGCAUGCUGACACUAGAGCUCUUGUUUUUCACCUGUAACCUAAAUGGCCGUCUGUGGUUUGAAGUGGAAGUCUGUGACAUUGGCUUUUCCUCCAGGGGAGCUGCAGCUUUUGAAGCAGAUGACAUUCAAAAUCACAGCUUCUUCUCUGAGAUGACCAGGACUGGUCUAUAGGUGCUCACCAGUCUAGUCCCAAAACGCAUGUAAAACGCUUUCCUGAGACAUUUUGAGUUGUGGGAUGUGCUGAUCUAAUUGCAAAUAUUUUAGCAUAUAAGCACUGAUUGCUUUGCAGAAUUGAACCACAAAUGUGUCUAAAAAAAAAAAAAAGGAAAUUCAGCUCUUAUCUUGCAUUUUUCAAAGUUUAAAAUUCAGAAUCUUAUUGCAAUGCAUGUAAACGCAGCACAUUUUGGUGUAAACUACUCUAAAUAAAGGCUUUGUUUGCAUUGACUGAC
Oryzias latipes (Japanese medaka) is the source of this 1429-nucleotide messenger RNA. Its product is annotated as zona pellucida sperm-binding protein 3. Gene Ontology annotation, molecular function: acrosin binding. Gene Ontology annotation, cellular component: extracellular matrix. Gene Ontology annotation, biological process: egg coat formation; positive regulation of acrosome reaction; binding of sperm to zona pellucida. The record is from RefSeq and is a predicted model, not a curated record. NCBI's taxonomy places the organism in Eukaryota, Metazoa, Chordata, Actinopteri, Beloniformes, Adrianichthyidae.